Paraglomus occultum is the source of this 1659-nucleotide messenger RNA. Lineage: Eukaryota; Fungi; Glomeromycota; Glomeromycetes; Paraglomerales; Paraglomeraceae. The record is from the annotation of a GenBank genome assembly.
CCGAACGUACUGGCUCACGUUGACGCAGACCAGCUCGAGCUAUGGAAGGCCGACACUCCCUUCGGGGUGAAGCCCAGCAGCAUUCAGAGCCUUCCUGCGACGAAUAAUUUACUCGCGAUACACCGGAUUUCUGAUUACUGGCCCGGUGAGAUACCUCCGAAUAGUAUCCACGUUCUUAUUAACCCCGCUCGUCUCAGUGAGUCUGACCUUCUUGAGCUCUGCCCGCCUUGUCUUGGCUACAUUAACAGACACGGAAGUACUGGAAGCACGAGGUUUCAAUAUGCUCGCACGCCAGGAUCUGUCGUUACAUGGCAUAACUUCGAAAAUGAUGUAAAAAAUGCCACGUGGGAUGACACCCGGAAGUACCCCUCCCAUCCGGCAUUUCAACAAUACUUGACAAUAUCCGAUGAAGAGACCAUACGGCAAGCACUUGAUGAAAAUGUGUUUCGUUUUCUCAAUAAUUUGCUGUCACAUGAAGUAUUUGGUCGUUUCACUCUUUUAAAGAGUGUCAUAGGAGAGCCAGAUUUCAUACAGAAAGAUUCAAACGAGGUCCUACGUCUUGUUAUCGAGGUAAAAACAAAGUGGGCUUUAUCUGCAGACAACCUUGUGACAACAUAUGCCCAGAAUCUCACUGAGUGUCGAAACAGAACCACCUCUCGAAUAUGUGUUUACCAUCAACUGAAGCAGGUUUUCGGAUACCUUUCACACAACCAUCUCCAGUUUGGAGUGCUCACUACUUAUGAUAAAACCUGGUUUCUGUACAGACGACAACCUGAUGAGCUCUGCAUCUCACCCCCCAUUCAAUACAACAAUCAACAGCCAACGCUGUUCCAAUGCUUUUUCUAUCUCACCUUUCUGGCUCGCAACAAGCCUGACUGUGAUUCUGCACCACAAUCACCACAACCAUUACUGCCUGAUGAUGACAAUGGUGAUUCUUCCUAUGAUGAUGGUGAUAAUUCUUCACACAAUGAUGGUGGACGAAAACGAAAAGCAAGCAGUCAGGAUGCCAGAAGAAGCAGCCAACAUAGGGUGCUGAUGGCAGGCAGGGGAAGAAGCAAAGGAGGCAGGGGAAGCAAAGGAGGCAAGAGAAACAAAGUGAUGGCUCAUCCAAGUCAUUCAUCAAAUAGAGAAGAAGAGCAUGUGCCCUUGGAAUUCUUUGACUGGGGAAGCUUCAGAGUACUCAAUGUUCUUGGAAUGGGCUGUACUGGGACAGUGUUCAAGGCUAUUCUGCAUGGAGAACAAGUUGCAUUGAAAAUAUGUGACUUGUGGCAACAUCCAGACUAUGAAAAGGAAUUACUCAAUGAGGUUGAGGUAUAUAAUGCUUUGAAGGACCUGCAGGGAGAUUGUGUUCCAAGGUUCAAGGGUGCUGGAUACACUGCUGGUGGACUAUUUACCAUUGCAACAGAUAUUGUUGGUAGGCCCCUGGAAGAUGCAGAAAGCUUGAGUGAUCAGGAGUAUCUGGUGAUUCGAACAGCACUGUCAUCCAUCCAUCACUAUGGCUUUGUCCACAAUGAUAUUCACAGAGAGAACAUUCUGGUCAAGCGCACCAGCCACCAAUUCUAUGCUUCUUUCAUCGAUUUUGCCUUCUCCAAGCAAGGCUGUCAACACGACUUCCAGAAAGAGAUGAAGUCAUUAGCAAGGCUUCUCAGACAGUCAUAG